AUGACCGAGACCUUCGCAUUCCAGGCUGAGAUUAAUCAGCUGAUGUCUCUCAUCAUUAAUACAUUUUAUUCUAACAAGGAAAUCUUUCUGCGUGAGCUGAUCAGCAACUCGUCCGAUGCGUGCGACAAGGUCCGCUACCAGAGCCUGACGAACCAGGCUGUGCUCGGCGACGAGCCCCACCUGCGCGUCCGCGUGAUCCCCGACAAGGCAAGCAAGACUCUGACGGUGGAGGACACCGGUAUUGGCAUGACCAAGGCGGAGCUGGUGAACAACCUGGGCACGAUCGCGCGCUCCGGCACGAAGGCCUUUAUGGAGGCGCUGGAGGCCGGCGGUGACAUGAGCAUGAUUGGCCAGUUUGGUGUGGGCUUCUACUCGGCGUACCUUGUGGCGGACCGCGUGACGGUUGUGUCGAAGCACAACGACGACGAGGCGCACACGUGGGAGUCGUCUGCCGGCGGCACCUUCACAGUGACGCCGACGCCGGAGUGCGACCUGAAGCGCGGCACCCGCAUUGUCCUGCACCUGAAGGAGGACCAGCAGGAGUACCUGGAGGAGCGUCGCCUGAAGGACCUCAUCAAGAAGCACUCGGAGUUCAUCGGCUACGACAUUGAGCUGAUGGUGGAGAAGACGACGGAGAAGGAGGUGACGGACGAGGACGAGGAGGCGGCGGCGAAGGAGGAGGAGGCGGGUGAGGAGCCGAAGGUGGAGGAGGUGAAGGACGACGCAGAGGAGGGGAAGAAGAAGAAGACGAAGAAGGUCAAGGAGGUGACGCAGGAGUUUGUGGUGCAGAACAAGCACAAGCCCCUCUGGACGCGCGACCCGAAGGACGUGACGAAGGAGGAGUACGCCGCCUUCUACAAGGCCAUCUCGAACGACUGGGAGGAGCCGCUGUCGACGAAGCACUUCUCGGUGGAGGGCCAGCUGGAGUUCCGCGCGAUCCUGUUCGUGCCGAAGCGUGCGCCGUUUGACAUGUUUGAGCCCAACAAGAAGCGCAACAACAUCAAGCUGUACGUGCGCCGCGUGUUUAUCAUGGACAACUGCGAGGACCUGUGCCCCGAGUGGCUCGGCUUCGUGCGCGGCGUGGUGGACAGCGAGGACCUGCCGCUGAACAUUUCGCGUGAGAACCUGCAGCAGAACAAGAUCCUCAAGGUGAUUCGGAAGAACAUCGUGAAGAAGGCGCUGGAGCUCUUUGAGGAGAUCGCCGAGAACAAGGAGGACUACAAGAAGUUCUACGAGCAGUUCGGCAAGAACGUCAAGUUGGGCAUCCACGAGGACAGCGCGAACCGCAAGAAGCUGAUGGAGCUGCUGCGCUUCCACAGCUCGGAGUCCGGGGAGGACAUGACGACGCUGAAGGACUACGUCACCCGGAUGAAGGAGGGCCAGAAGUGCAUCUACUACGUGACGGGCGACAGCAAGAAGAAGCUGGAGACCUCGCCGUUCAUUGAGCAGGCGAGGCGCCGCGGGUUUGAAGUGCUGUUCAUGACGGAGCCGAUCGACGAGUACGUGAUGCAGCAGGUGAAGGACUUUGAGGACAAGAAGUUCGCGUGCCUGACGAAGGAGGGCGUGCACUUUGAGGAGACGGAGGAGGAGAAGAAGCAGCGGGAGGAGGAGAAGGCCGCGUACGAGCGUCUCUGCAAGGCGAUGAAGGAGGUUCUGGGCGACAAGGUGGAGAAGGUGGUGGUGUCGGAGCGCCUGGCGACGUCGCCCUGCAUCCUCGUGACCUCGGAGUUCGGCUGGAGCGCGCACAUGGAGCAGAUUAUGCGCAACCAGGCGCUGCGCGACUCGAGCAUGUCCGCGUACAUGAUGUCGAAGAAGACGAUGGAGAUCAACCCGACGCACGCCAUUGUGAAGGAGCUCAAGCGCCGCGUGGAGGCGGACGAGAACGACAAGGCCGUGAAGGACCUUGUCUACCUGCUCUUCGACACCGCACUGUUGACCUCUGGCUUCGCGCUGGACGAUCCCACGUCGUACGCCGAUCGCAUCCACCGCAUGAUCAAGCUUGGCCUCUCGCUGGACGACGACGACAACGGCGAGGAGGAGGUGGCGUCCGCCCCUGCCGCCCCCGUGGAGGCCACCGCCGGCACCUCCAGCAUGGAGCAGGUCGACUAG
This is a messenger RNA of Trypanosoma conorhini, 2109 nucleotides long. Its product is annotated as heat shock protein 90. Gene Ontology annotation, molecular function: ATP-dependent protein folding chaperone; ATP binding; ATP hydrolysis activity. The record is from RefSeq and is a predicted model, not a curated record. The transcript has a single exon. The coding region runs from base 1 to 2109 and encodes 702 amino acids. Gene Ontology annotation, biological process: protein folding; protein stabilization; cellular response to heat. Gene Ontology annotation, cellular component: cytosol; perinuclear region of cytoplasm; plasma membrane. NCBI's taxonomy places the organism in Eukaryota, Euglenozoa, Kinetoplastea, Trypanosomatida, Trypanosomatidae.